AUGGAUUAUGCCAGGCUGAGUCGCAAACAUGGUUUUAAAAUUUCUCCGAUGACACCGUGCUCGGUGGAGGAGUGCAGCCUGGCUGUGGGGGCAUUAGUGGGGCACGGCAGCAUCAGAUCUGCGGCUCGGAUGAACGGCGGGGUGGUGAUAUUUGUGGACACGGAAGGGAAAGCGAACAAAGUGGUGGAGACCGGGAUCGUUGUGAAUGAAACUUUCAUUUCCGUGUCUCCACUAACCACCCCUGCUACAAGGGUUAUGAUUUCGAAUAUCCCGCCGUUCAUACGGGAUGACUUCCUGGUGAGAGAGCUGUCUAAAUACGGCAAGAUAGUGUCCUCCAUUAGGAAGCUGUCCUCGGGCUGCAGAUCUCCACUACUAAAGCACGUUGUGUCUCACAGGAGAAGUGUCCUCAUGAUCCUCAAUAAGAGAGACGAGGAACUUAAUCUGCAGGAGGAGGAGGAAAAAAAUAAAAAACAGGAAACAAAUCCAAAAGAGACUCCUGCUGAAACAGCAGCAGCAGGAAACCCCACUGAGGGGCCCCCGAGGCAGGGUGAGAGUCCCUCAAAGCAAGAUGAGAGUCCCUCAAAGCAAGCUGAGAGUCCCCCAAAGUCCCCAACGAAGAUUGAGGGUCCCUCAAAGACUCCAAAGAAGGCUGAGGGUCCCCCAAAGCCUCCAAAGAAGGCUGAGGGUCCCCCAAAGCCGCCAACAAAGGUUGAGGGUCCCCCAAAGCCCCCAACGAAGGCUGAGGGUUCAGAGCUCCCUGAGCAGGACAAGGAAAACUCUGGGGAAAAAAAGAGUAAUGAGAAAAAGAAUGAAAAAAGUGACCUUUUGGUUGAUGUGGGGAAAAAGGUUGUCCUGAAAGAAGCAGUGGAGACGGUGGAACUCUCUGCAUCCGCUGCAAGCGAAGAGAACAUUGAAGCUCAAGCUUGUACAAAUAAAAGAAAACAAAAAGAGAAAGUCUCUCAGGCCAAGAGGGUGGCAGUGAGUGAGGAGGGAGAGAGAGAGGAGGAAAUGGUGGAGGAGGUGAAGGAGGCAGAGGAGGAAGAAAGUGAGGAAGAAUUGAUGGAGGAGGAUGGAGAAGAUGAAGAUGAGGAGGAAGGGGACUCUGCUGAGGACAGCCAGCCUCUCACCGUCUCACAAAUUAAAAGUCCGUUUUUUAAAGUGCAGCAAAUCAAAGCUUUUCUUAAAGAAACAAAAAACAAAAGAGGAGUAAAAAUAGAAGAGUUUUUUACUGACAAAAGCUUGUUUUUACAGUCAGUGAAAGCUCAGAUGCAUCUUUUUACUGAGCAGGAGUCUUAUCGCUUGAAGGUCCUGAAAGGGAAGUUACAGCGAGAGAUUUUAAAUGAAGAAGAAAAGGUCAUGCACGGCAGUUAGGAUGCUGGUUUUAACAUACUUGUUGUUCUUAAGUGGUGUGUCUCUCCUCACAUCCUUUUUAAUGAGUGAUUUUAAAGUGUGCACUUUAAAUGUCAAUGGAGCUAGGGAUGUGGGGAAGAGGGCUUGCAUUUAUGAGCUUUUAAAAUUAAAAAAAGUAAAUGUAGCAAUGCUACAGGAAACGCACAGCGACACUUUAAACGGGACGGACUGGAGGAGGGAGUGGGAUGGGGAGGUGGUUUUAAGUGCUCUUAGCAGCACCAGUGCAGGAGUGGCAGUGCUGUUUGCUAAAGGUUUUAUCCCCAAGUCCCACAAAGUGGAAGAAAGAAUAAAGGGCAGACUGCUGGUGGUGAGAGCCAAGUAUGAGCUUUUUAAUCUGGUUUUUAUCAACGUAUACGCUCCUAAUUCAGGUCCUGCAAGAGUUCAGUUUUUAAACGAGCUCAGCGCUGUUUUAAGUGAGUGUGAACCAGAAGAGUUUUUAUUUUUAGGGGGAGAUUUUAACUGCACACAGGAUGACGAGCUAGAUAGGAACCAUAGGGAACCUCAUGCCGCAUCCAAAAGAGCCAUGACACAGUUAAUAGCAACACAUAGUCUAU
This is a messenger RNA of Gymnodraco acuticeps, 1964 nucleotides long. Its product is annotated as ribosome-binding protein 1-like. Lineage: Eukaryota; Metazoa; Chordata; Actinopteri; Perciformes; Bathydraconidae. The record is from RefSeq and is a predicted model, not a curated record. The transcript is spliced from 2 exons. Bases 1 to 1371 code for a protein of 456 amino acids.